AUGAGUCAUAGACGUCCACCCCCUCUAUUUCCUGCUUAUGCAAAGGGGUCUCCUCCUCCACCUCCACCUCCUCAAUUAGCUUUACCUAUUCAACCUCCUCCUCCUCCUACUCCACCCGUGGAAGAUACAAGGAGUAGUUCCCUACCACCUCCUCCUCCACCCCCUUCUACCUCGUCAGAUGAUCAUCUUCCACCACCACCACCUCCUCCUCCUCCACCUAUAGAAGAUCCAACAAAUAGUAGUACUACUCUACAUCCACCUCCACCUGUACCUCUUGAUUAUAAAAGGAAAACAGCAGCUGAUUUCUUCUUUUCAACUGCUUCCUCUGCCUCUACUUCUUCAUCUUCUUUAUCUGAAGAACUACCUCCUCCUCCUCCACCACCACCUCCAUCUGUACCUCUUGAUCCAAAGGAAGCAGAAGAAAAAAGACUACUAGAAAGAAAAAAGAGAAUAGAGCAAGCAUUGAUAUCAUAUCAAAGAGAUGCAAGUAGUAGUAGUGAAGAAGACGAUACAAGUGAUGACGAUGAUGAAAAGAAGAAGAAAAGAAAGAAAAAGGAUAAAAAGAAGAGUAAAAAGAAACAUAAAAAGUUAAAAGGGGAAGAUACUAAAUUAUCUAUAUCAUAUUAUGAUGAUAAGGGAUAUGUAACAGACUAUAAAGGAGACAGAUCAUUAUUGAUCAAUGAUAUGAUACCAAAGGAUAAGUUGGCAUCCUACAAACAAGACCGUUCAAGUGUAUUGGGUUUGGAUGGAUACUCGUUGGUGUUUAACAAACAUAAAGGAUUGGUUUUGGAACCAACCGAUUCAAUUGGUUAUACAGGUCUAACAAGAUAUUGGUCAAAGUUACAAAAUAACAACAACUCAAAGUCGUCGGUUGUAUCAACCAUCAAGAUUACUCCAUCCCUAUUGUCAACCGAUCCAUUUACAAAGAAUCAAGAUUAUAUUGUAUUUCCAAAAGAUCAAAAGGAUGAUGAUAAUGCAUUAUUGGAUGAUAAUAGUAAUAGUAAUUCAGAUUUAGUUUUAAAAAGAAAUGCAGAGUUGAAUGAAAUGGUUUCAAAGGAUCCACACAAUGUAAAGCUUUGGUUAGAGUUGGCUGAAUUUCAAGACGAGUUUGAUAUCUUUAAUUUCCUUGGUAGUCGUAGACAAAGGGCUGGUGUGGUGAGCAAGGCAAGACGUGCAAUCAUUGAGAAAAAGAUUGCGAUUCUGCGAAGGGCGUUGACUGAGAAUCCGCAGUCUGAGCGCUUGACAAUCGCCUAUCUCCACACAGCUGCCAAGAUUUGGGAUCCAGAACAAAUACUCCAAUUGUGGCACCGAGUACUAGACGCACAGAGUGACGCGUUCUUAAAGUCACAGGACCGAUCCAACACGACCGUCUUUUCAGAGACAUUGUGGCGCGAGUACAUUGACUUUGUUCAAUCCUAUUUCAAGGGAUUCACAGUGACACACACGAGAACUAUCUAUCUCAACGCCAUCAAACGAAUGCUAGCUAAACGAAGAUCACUCAAACCCAAGGAAAAGGGGUUCGACGAACAGGUUGGAUUGGUCGAACGCGCCAUACUUGUGAUCGUGUCUCAAUGGACUCGAUUUGAACGACAGGCUGGAUACAGCGAGCGCGCUAUUGGCAUCUACCAGUCACUGAUCGAAUUCAAUCUAUUCAUGCCACACAAGCUAUCAACACAGCCCCAGAACACCAUCAUAGCCAAUUUUAAAACUUUUUGGGAUAGUGAUCAACCAAGAAUCGGUGAAGUGGAUGCUGUUGGUUGGAGCAAUACCAAGUUGGACGCAGAGUUAGAUAAUAUGACACUGGAAGAAAUGGAGAAACUUUUAGCACAACAAGAGCAAGAUGAACUAGACCAAGAAGAAAAAGAAAAAGAAAAGGAAAAACAACAUUAUAAAAAAGCAUCCGACUUUUUCUUUGAUCUUCCUCCUCGUUCACCAAAAGAUAUGGAUAUGAAUCAAGAACAAGAAGAACAAGAACAACUCAUAGAAGAAGAAAAAGAAAAAGAAAAAGAAGAAAUUGAAAUUGAAAAUAGACAAAUGGAAUUGAUUGAAAUUAAACAAGAACAAGAACAACAAGAACAAAUACAAGUAAAACAAGAAAAAGAAAUUCAAUCAAAUAAUAACAAUAAUAAUAUAAAGAUAAAAGAGGAACAACAACAACAAGAGACGAUAUCGAUAAUAGAGAAAUAUGAUGGACCAUAUUCAGAAUGGAUAUAUAAAGAAAUGACCAAAGAAUCAAAGGAAUGGUUACCAAGUAAACUAUUAGAUGAUGUUGAAAUGGAUGAUGAUGAAAAGAAUCAAUCAAAAGAAGAAGGAGAUGAUGAUACAGAGAGAAUAGUAUUAUUUAAUGAUAUAAAGGAUAUUCUGUUUCGUAUUGUCCGAGAAGAUUAUAAAUUGGAAUUGGUGUACCAGUUUUUAGAUUUUCUUGGCGUUGCAAGAGACGAAACUGUACAAAUGUCCAUUCUACCUAGAUAUUCAUUUGACAAUCCUCUUCGUAGAGAAUCUUCAAAUUCAAUUGAAGAUAAUCUAUCAUCUUUAUUUUUAAAUUUGGAACAGAAAUCAUCAUCAUCAUCAUCAUCAUCACAAGUUGAACCAACAUGGUCAAAGGCAUUUAAUAUAUUUAAUCCAAUUAAAUUAUCAAAUGAUAAAUUUGAUUUUAUAGAGAGAAUAUUUAAACAAAGUUUAAAUAGAUUUAAAGGAAAUAUAGAAUUAAUGAUUCAUUAUAUUCAAUUAAAGUCAACUAGGAAUAUAGAUGAAUCUAUACAAUUGUGUAAACAACUAUUGGAACAAAAUAGAAAUGCUGUUAUUCUUUAUGACACCUAUGCAUCGUUGUUGUUGAAACAAGGUAAAAUACAAGAAUCUAAAAAGAUCUAUCAAACAUCGUUGACUAUUGUCAAAUCACAAAUCGACUCGCUUCAACCAUCAUCGACACCACCACUCCUCUUCAAUGGUCAACCACAACAACAACAAAACCAAAUGAAAAAGGAUCUAGAGAUUAUUUAUCGACAAUAUUGUCUUGUUGAAAUGCAAAUCAUCUAUAAUACGGUUACAAAUGAUCCUAGUUUAGUUAAAAAAUUCAUCAAGGCUCGUAAACCAUUUACUGAAAUGUUUACAUUACCCAUUCACAUUCUUUGUUGUUUUAUUGAAAAUCAAUUCCAACCAUUCUCUAUUAAAUCAACUCCCAUUACAUCAAGUAGAUUAUUAAUUUGUCAAAAGAAUUUUGAAAGUCAAUUUAAAGAAUAUUUUAAUGAUAAUUCUUCUACUUUUAUAGUAUCAAUUAAUUUUAUAAUCAAUUAUUGUAUAUUUCAAUUAUUGACAAAAGAUUUGGAUAGUUGUUUAGAAAUAUUUAAUCGAUCGCUACCACUAUUUAACAAUAGUGACAAUGACAAUAGUAGGAGUAGAGAAGGAUUAGUAAUUUAUUUGGUAGAGGUAAUUACAAAGUAUGGUCCUAUUAUUGGAUCGGCACCUUUUAAAAUCAAGAAUACCAUUUUUGGAGUAUUGAAUGAUUACUAUGAUCAUCCAAUACUGUUGUCAUCAUUUUUGAAUUGGGAGUCAAAGAGUGGAGUGAUUAAUAGAGCUCGUCAAUACUUUGACCUCAAGACAGUGUCGACACCAUCCACCACACUUUGGCUCUACUCUAUCGAAUGUGAUAGACAUCGUAUUGGAGCAGGUACAAGAAUCAAAUCGAUAUUUGAACGUGCCAUUGAAUCCGACACUCAAUCAAAACACUCUAUUGUAUUGUGGCGACUCUACAUACUAUUUGAAUUCUAUCGUAACCGUCAUCGUGCCUCCAAAUCACUCUACUAUCGAGCCAUCAGAGCAUUACCUUGGGCCAAAACCAUUUGGCAAUUAGCAUUUACAAAAUUAUCAAAUCUAUUCAAUUUGAAUGAAUUAAAUGAUAUCAUUCAAUUAAUGAAAGAAAAGGAAAUAAGAUUAAGAAUCACUACUACUACUAUAUCUCCAACUCAAACUCAAACUCAAUAA
Cavenderia fasciculata is the source of this 3981-nucleotide messenger RNA. RefSeq names its product DUF1740 family protein. The record is from RefSeq and is a predicted model, not a curated record. Lineage: Eukaryota; Evosea; Eumycetozoa; Acytosteliales; Cavenderiaceae. The transcript has 4 exons. Gene Ontology annotation, biological process: regulatory ncRNA-mediated post-transcriptional gene silencing; negative regulation of RNA catabolic process. Gene Ontology annotation, molecular function: protein binding. Gene Ontology annotation, cellular component: catalytic step 2 spliceosome. The coding region runs from base 1 to 3981 and encodes 1326 amino acids.